This is a messenger RNA of Athalia rosae (coleseed sawfly), 1283 nucleotides long. It is a transcript of the gene Aptx, whose product is annotated as aprataxin. Lineage: Eukaryota; Metazoa; Arthropoda; Insecta; Hymenoptera; Athaliidae. Gene Ontology annotation, molecular function: single-stranded DNA binding; double-stranded RNA binding; mismatched DNA binding. Gene Ontology annotation, cellular component: nucleus. Bases 541 to 1128 code for a protein of 195 amino acids. The record is from RefSeq and is a predicted model, not a curated record. Gene Ontology annotation, biological process: single strand break repair; double-strand break repair. The transcript is spliced from 3 exons.
UGAUUCAAACAUGGGUUCAAACCUUCGCAGCCGUUGUUGCAAUGGAGUUUGCAGAGAGCGAAUCAUCAUCAGAGUAUUGCCUAACAAAAAUUAUAUUAGCUCAACCUCAGCUCGACAGAUUGACGUUAUACCUUCGUGACUCCGUCUUUAAUAACAUUCGUUCACCGCUUGUACUCCUCGCAAAGCUGCGAAACUACCACUGCGAGACUGUGCUGGUGAUUUUGUUUAAUAAUAAUCUUACCUUGGAUCUAAGUGAUUAUUUUAGAGCAUUCACGCUGGUUCUGUUAUCAAGUUGACUUCUAUCUGUAGAAUUUUGGAGUAUUUGGAAUUGCUGGUAAUAUAUUGAAUACACCAAGCACACCACGUAAAAAUAAAAGGAACACGUGCAGUAAAUAGUUCAACGGCAACAAUGCGCAACAAUAUAAGAAUCGAAAAAAUAUAGUUGCUUACUGAAUAUUCUCGUAAAUAGUGAAUUUUGUUUGUAAGUACCUCUCUGACCAAGUGCCCAAAUUGACUAUUUUCAAAAAAAUAAUCGUAACGAUGAAGAAGCAUCGAUUACAUUCAAAUACAUCAUCCGAACCACCGGCGAAAAAAGGGCACUGGGCAUUGGGAUUAGUUGAUUCAAUGAAAGAUCCUGAGUUACUAGUUGAAGACGAUGAUAAGGUUGUAGUCAUAAAGGAUAAAUUUCCGAAAGCUGAAUUUCACUAUCUAGUGUUACCGAAAGAAGAUAUUCCGAGUAUUCUAACUGUCAGAAAAGAACACGAGGACCUUCUUAAACAUAUGGAAAGUGUCGGAACUAAUUUGGCCGCUAAACAUCCUCACAGGGAAUUCCAAUUGGGAUAUCAUUCAGUUCCAAAUAUGCAAAGAUUGCACUUACAUGUAAUAAGUACAGACUUCAACAGCACUUGUUUGAAGACUAAAGUGCACUGGAAUUCGUACACAAGUCCUUUUUUUAGAUCCUCGCAGGAUAUUCGUCGAGAGUUAAAUGAAAACGGCAAAAUAAAAAAAAUGAGCUGUGAAGAAUGCGACGCGUAUUUAAAAGGGCCUCUGAAAUGCCACAAGUGUUCGACUAUCCCGAAGAACAUGCCAGAUUUGAAGAGACACAUUUUAUCCCACAUAAAGAACUGAAUAUUGAAUUUAUGCAUGGAUGUAACUUAUAUCAUAUCUUUAUUCGAAUGUAGAAUGAAAGGAUUUUGGAUUUUGUGAAAGGUUUUAAUGAAGAAAUCAUAUGUAAUGCGAUAUUUCUGAAAUUUUUACUAUAAAUAAAUUUGAUGUUCAUGUUA